AUGGCUGAGAAAAAAGUCAAGAAAACCUGGUUUUCUACGGGUGAGGAAGAGGUUCCAUGGGAGCAGUGGGUAAUCAAUGCUGAACUUCGACAACCAAAAAAUGACCGUGAUCGCGAGACCUUUCAUGCAAACCUGGCUUCAGCGCUAACGAAAGCGAUCAAUACCAUCCUCACAUAUACUGCAUCCGACAAAGGUCGCGCAGCAGUCCCUCCUAUCACUGACGCUUCCUCGAUAUCACCUUUUCCUUUCAAAGUGACCGCCAAAGUCGGAAACUUGGAAAUCGGCUGA
This is a messenger RNA of Psilocybe cubensis, 288 nucleotides long. RefSeq lists its product as uncharacterized. The transcript has 3 exons. Gene Ontology annotation, biological process: autophagy; autophagosome assembly. The record is from RefSeq and is a predicted model, not a curated record. The coding region runs from base 1 to 288 and encodes 95 amino acids. Lineage: Eukaryota; Fungi; Basidiomycota; Agaricomycetes; Agaricales; Agrocybaceae. Gene Ontology annotation, cellular component: phagophore assembly site.